CCCUAAAGCAAUUCAAGUUCAAUUCUCAUUGCUAUUGCAAACCUACACUACAAUUAUCUAAUCGACUCCUUGACCCAUUUUCCCCAACACACUGUCUCAUCUCUGCCUGACAAAACGAAGUCCGUCUAAGAGCUCUCUCAUGGAAGCUGACUUGCUAUGGCUAGGCAAAACCACAUGCUCUCCCUGGAGCCUGGUAGUAUCAAUCAGAUUCGGUGCUUCGCAAGCAAUCAAUCUUCGUCAAAACGUUCAAAUUCGUUGGAAAUACAUGUCUAUCGAUGGAAAGACCCCAGGGGUGUAUAUAGAUGCCGUGUGGAUGCACGAAGUGCGAGGACUUCUGAAGACAUGAAAAAUUUCCCUCCCUCUGUGUUGAAGAUUAGAUUAGAUUGGACAGCUUCGGCCUUCAGGCAAAUCAAAUAUUGGUUCCUAACAUACUGGAAACCUAUGGACACUUACAGAACACUCUAGAUAGCUUUACAUACAGUGUAUAAGCAAUCU
Molecule: messenger RNA, 495 nt
Organism: Mycena citricolor
Lineage: Eukaryota; Fungi; Basidiomycota; Agaricomycetes; Agaricales; Mycenaceae
Source: the annotation of a GenBank genome assembly